AUGUCCACAAGAAUACGUGCUCGAAAUAUUGGUAUUCCUUUUAAAGGAACUCCGGGUGCUUUCAAUUCAAUAACUGAUGUUCAUGGUGUUGAAGUAGGACAUCGAACAAUAAUUGAAGAUUCAAAAUCAUCAUCAACGAAACAAAAUUGUAUUCGAACAGGUCUUACAGUUGUACUUCCGAGAGGAAAAAAUAUUGUCGGUAAUCUAGAACAUCAGAAUUUAUUUGGAGCUUGGUAUUCAUUAAAUGGAAAUGGAGAAAUGACUGGAACAACUUGGCUAGAAGAAUCAGGUUUUCUUGGACCACUCAUUGCAAUAACGAAUACACAUAGUGUUGGAAUAGUUCGAGAUACAGCUAUUCAAUGGUUUCAACAACAAGCGAAAGGAUCAGGUCUUUUCGAUUGUAAUUAUAGUUCAUUAAGUUUACCAGUUGUUGCUGAAACAUGGGAUGGAGUUCUUAAUGAUAUAAAUGGAUUUCAUGUUCAACGAGAACAUGUUUUUGAUGCAAUCAAUUCAGCCACGUCAGGUGAUGUUGAUGAAGGAAAUGUUGGUGGAGGAACAGGUAUGGUUACACAUAAAUUUAAAGGUGGUAUAGGUACAUCAUCUCGUAUAUGUGGUGAUUAUACAGUCGGUGUUCUCGUUCAAUCUAACUAUGGAUUUAGACAUCAGUUAACUAUUGCUGGUAUUCCUAUAGGUGAAGAAAUGUUAGAUGAACUUUUACCUGUUCAUGCAAAAAAUAUUGAAAAACUUGACGAAACAGGAUCAAUAAUUGUAGUUGUUGCUACCGAUGCACCUCUUUUACCACAUCAAUUAAAAAGACUUGCUCGUCGUGUACCAAUUGGAAUGGGAUUAGUUGGAGCACGAGGUGGAAAUGGUUCAGGUGAUAUUUUUGUUGCAUUCUCAACAGCUAAUCAUCAAGCAAUGGGAAAACAAACAGGAGUAGUACAAUUAGAAAUGUUACCUAAUGAACAAAUGACUCCUUUAUUUGAAAGUGUUGCUCAAGCUACUGAAGAAGCUAUUUUAAAUGCAAUGAUAUCUGCAAAAACUAUGGAAGGAAUAUAUGGAAAUAAAGUUUAUGCUAUACCACAUGAACGAAUUCGUGAAAUUUUGAAAAAACACAAUAGAUUAACGGAUAAUUAA
Adineta steineri is the source of this 1137-nucleotide messenger RNA. The record is from the annotation of a GenBank genome assembly. Lineage: Eukaryota; Metazoa; Rotifera; Eurotatoria; Adinetida; Adinetidae.